Molecule: messenger RNA, 2235 nt
Organism: Heterostelium album PN500
Lineage: Eukaryota; Evosea; Eumycetozoa; Acytosteliales; Acytosteliaceae
Exons: 4
Coding region: 1-2235 (744 amino acids)
Molecular function (GO): protein binding
Source: RefSeq, a predicted model, not a curated record
AUGGUUAAAAAUGAUAAUUAUCAAUAUUUAAAAAUUAUAUUAAAUUCAGUUAUUUUGCGAAAUGAAUUGUUUAGUCGUGUAAAGUUGGUCAAUGGUAUUGUUGGAUUUAGGAGAUCCACUAUUGAUUCAUUGUUAUUCAGUAGUUUGCAAUUCGAUGUCACCAGGUUCAGCUGGUCGGGGCUAUUGGAGAGACCCGAUCAAUUGAUACACUAUGGCUAUGAUGAUAUAUUUUUAAGAGAGUUUGAUUUUCACAUGUCGUCGACCACUACUACUACGGUUGUUGAGAGUGAAGACGAUCCAGAUAGAUUCCAUGUGCCACACAUCGUGAGGAAGUAUUUCGAUGGUCUGCCGAGUCACCUGGCAAUACCUUGUGACCAAUCGGUGGUGGAUGUCGCCUGUAAAUACGGACAUUUAGAAAUAGUACGGUAUUUUCUAGAGGAGAAGCCGCAGCAAGAGUCGUCAAUUGGCAUCUGCUCAACGAGUGCACUAUCAGCUGCCGCAAGUAAUGGUCAUUUGCAAGUGGUAAAGUAUCUCUUUGAAAGUGUUAAAUUGCAAUGGGAUUUCGAUAUCUAUUCGUUGGUCACAAUUUUUGAAAAAGGAUAUUUACAAGUGAUAGAGUAUUUAUGUUCAAACUUUGGAAAUGAUAAAUUGGAAUUGAGAGUGGAAUACUUUGACGCCGCUGCUAGCAAUGGACAUUUGCAAUUAGUGCAAUGGAUUCAUGCCAAUAGAUCGGAAGGUUUUACAAGAGAGGCGAUAAAUCGCGCAAGUGAACACGGACACUUAAGUUUGGUACAGUUUCUUCAUGAGAAUCGCAGUGAAGGAUGUACUAAGGACGCUCUUCAUAUGGCCGCAUGUAAUGGUCAUUUAGAAGUCGUUCAAUUUCUAUGGGAGAAUCGAACCGAAGGAUUCUACUCAGGACAAACAUUAAAUAUGGUAGCAGCAAGACAACACCUCCAUAUUCUUGAAUACUUUUAUAAUAAUACAAAAGAGAGGUGUGACGAUAGUAUUUCUCUAAUUGGUUUAGUUGAUGAUAAAAUAUUAGAAUUUCUAAAAGAAAGAAAAGAUAUGGAAAUAAAUCUUUUUAGAAUAUUAUUUAAUCAUUUACCAUUGAGAAAAUUAGUAUUUUCAAUGGUAAGAGAAAUACAUUUAUAUCUUUCUAGUUGGUACGAUCCAUUGUUGUUGAGAUUCAAUUGGGAGCAACUCAAGAAAUUCCCAGACCAAUUGAUAAAGUAUCGCUAUAUAGAGAGGUACUAUGAAGAGUUGAACAUUCUAGAGAAAAAACACUCGAAUCGCGCUGGUAAAAUAAAGAUACCACCAUCCGAUGAAUUCACACGAUACCUACUCUCUGUGUAUAUAUCGAUACGACUGGGUGAAUUCGAUGUAGUCAAGUAUCUAAUGAAACGAUAUCCAAGAUAUAUGCCCAAGUCACUCAAGGUAAGGGCAUAUCAAGUUGCUGCAGGGCGAGGACAUCUGGAAAUCAUAAAAUAUUUCGAUCGCAAACAUUAUGGCUCUAAAGGUUUGAAGUUUACUUGUGGUGUGGAAGUUGUCGAAGCCGCUUGCUCCAAUGGAUAUUUGGAGAUGGUUCAGUAUUUGGUUGAAACAAAGAAACCAGUUACCAAAAAGGCAUUCUCUGACGCAGCAAGAUAUGGUCAUCUCCCAAUCGUUGUUUAUCUUCAUGAAAAAGUAUUUCUAACGACUCGUCUCGACACUAGAGCAAUGAAUCGCGCUGCUGAAUAUGGUUUUCUCAACGUUGUAAAGUGGAUCCAUGAAAAUAGAUUAGAAGGUUGCACUACUGAAGCGAUGGACUACUCAGCGGUAAACGGUCAUAUACAAAUCGUUAGAUGGUUGAAUGAAAAUAGGAGUGAAGGAUGCACCAAGAUGGCAUUAAACGAAAGUGCAAAAAAUGGAAAUUUAGAAAUUGUACGAUACCUUCAUUACAAUCGAACGGAAGGUUGUGAUGACUUUGCUCUUCACUACGCUGCAACCGGUGGACAUCUGGAAGUGGUGCGAUUCCUAACUGAGAAUCGAACGGAAGGCUGUAGAAAUCAUAACUCUAAUAAUCCCAAUGGUCCUUUGUUCAACAAUACUAUCAACACUGUUGCCAGUACUGGUAAUACAGAGAUGCUACGAGUCGAACAAAAUGAUGUAAGGUUAAUUCAAGGUUACUUUUCAGCAAGAGUGCACGAAAACAACCUCUUCCAUUUAAAAAAUAAUAUGAAGAUUAUUUUAAAUUAA